AUGUUACAUACACAUGAAAAAAGAAGAGGUAGUCUACAGUUAUCAGAACAAGAGUUACUAUCUGCUGUACCUGAAACUACUCUACUGUCUACCAAUUUGCAAGAACUUACCCUAGCCGAUGAGUCCAGGAGUUCCUUGGCCGUAGGAACAUCCACAUUAAAGGAUAAGUUUACUAUUCCUACAAAUGGUUUACCUGAGGAACUUACUUAUGAAUUAAUUCAUAAUGAGUUAACUUUAGAUGGUAAUCCACAUUUAAAUUUAGCAAGUUUUGUCAAUACAUUUACCACCCCAAUAGCUGACAGAUUAAUUCGCGAAAAUAUUAAUAAAAACCUGGCAGAUAAUGAUGAGUAUCCACAAUUGAUUGAAUUAACUCAACGCUGUAUUUCAAUUUUGGCACAACUGUGGCAUUGCGGUCCUAAUGAUCACCCAAUCGGUUGUUCGACUACUGGUUCAUCUGAAGCCAUUAUGCUAGGGGGGUUGGCAAUGAAAAAGAGAUGGGAGCACAGGAUGUCGUUGGCUGGUAAAGAUAUUUCAAAACCAAAUAUCGUGAUGUCUUGUGCUUGCCAAGUGGCCCUUGAAAAAUUUACACGUUACUUUGAAGUAGAUUGUAGAACUAUUCCAGUAAGUUUCAAAAGUCAUCAUAUGCUAGAUCCAGAAGAUUUAAAGGACUAUGUAGAUGAAAAUACUAUUGGUUGUUUCAUUAUUUUGGGUACAACAUAUACUGGACAUUUUGAAAAUGUUGAAAAGAGUGGCAAAGUUUUGGAUGAAAUUGAAGCAAAACACCCAGAAUGGGCUAACAAGAAUAUUCCUAUUCAUGUUGAUGGUGCAUCUGGUGGUUUCAUCGCUCCCUUUUCAUUCGAAAGUAAUCAUAUGAAGAAAUACGGAAUGGAAAGAUGGGCAUUUAAUAAUCCCAGAGUCGUUAGUAUCAACACCAGUGGACACAAGUUUGGCCUAACAACUCCUGGUUUGGGCUGGGUUUUGUGGAAGGAUGAAUCUUUCUUGUCACCAGAGUUAAGAUUUAGAUUAAAAUAUUUAGGUGGUGUAGAAGAGACCUUUGGGUUGAAUUUUUCAAGACCUGGGUUUCAAGUUGUUCACCAAUAUUUCAAUUUCAUUUCUUUGGGGUCUAUUGGUUACAGUGAAAGGUUUAGAAGAUCAUUAUAUGUAGCAAGAACUUUUUCUUAUGGUUUAUUAAACUUACCUUCCUUAGCUGGCCAUUUUGAUGUUGUUAGUGGUAUUCAUGAACGUAUAUUAGACAACUCUACACCAGAUGAUGUUAAGGACUAUUGGAUUAAUCAAGAUAUGUAUAAACCUGGUGUCCCAUUGGUUGCUUUUAAGUUAACUAAUAAAUUCCGUGAAACUUAUUCGGAGAUUCCACAGGUCCUUAUUUCUUCAAUGUUGAGACAACGUGGUUGGAUUAUACCUAAUUACCCAUUACCAAAAUCCACAGAUGAUUCUGAUAAAUAUGAAAUUUUGAGAGUUGUUUUCAGAACUGAAAUGAAACUUGAUUUGGCAGAAUUAUUAUUGUCGGAUAUUCAAAAUGUAAUUUCAAGAUUGAUUCGUUCCUAUACUAAUUUAACAGAAAGGGUUGAAUCCAGAUUAUACGAGUCUACAGAGAGUAGACGUGAUUAUGUCUACAAUAUGCUUUUGGAAUUGGCCUCUCCCGUUGAUGAUUCUAAGCAACCUACAAUUAGUCAUGAGAGAGCCAAAGAGGCAGAACAAAGAGCAAAGAGAAAUUAUAGAGGUACUUGUUAA
This is a messenger RNA of Maudiozyma barnettii, 1752 nucleotides long. RefSeq names its product glutamate decarboxylase GAD1 (gene GAD1). Bases 1 to 1752 code for a protein of 583 amino acids. The record is from RefSeq and is a predicted model, not a curated record. Gene Ontology annotation, biological process: L-glutamate catabolic process. Gene Ontology annotation, cellular component: cytosol. Gene Ontology annotation, molecular function: glutamate decarboxylase activity; pyridoxal phosphate binding. The transcript has a single exon. NCBI's taxonomy places the organism in Eukaryota, Fungi, Ascomycota, Saccharomycetes, Saccharomycetales, Saccharomycetaceae.